AUUUAUGUAUCAAUAUUUGAUUUUAUUUUGAUAAAGGUUCGCGACUGCAAGUGCACGCUCAAAUGGUCUUCUUUUGAUUUGUGGGGGACGGGAUACCAAUAGUGUGGUGGCUGACCUGGUUUCAUAAGUGCAACCUCUUGCAAGCGCAUAUGGACUUGCAAAACAUAGAUAUGGUCGGUGGGAGUGGGCAAUCUCUCCUGGUGUUUCAACAUUUCCUCGUUAUCAACAUGCAACGGGUUUUUGUGAAUGCUCGGCUCCAUGUUUCCGGGGGGCACUUGGUGGUGGACGCAUGGUGGAAGACUCAUCAAGUGUAGCUGAGCAGAGGUUCGAUACGUUGUUAGAAGUCUUUGUAACAUUCAUCUGUGGCGCGGAUCGAAUUGUUGUUACCUGCUGUACUCGUUUGUUGUCGUUGGUAUUCGUUGUUGCAGCUGUUGGUUCGUUGUUGCUGUUCAUUCGUAAUUGCCGCUGUUGGUUUGUUAUUCGAUUGAUUGCUUCCGCUGGUUUGAUACUCCUUUAAUUCUCAAAUUGUUAUAUUGUCAUUGUGGUUAUUUAUUCACUAUCAACAUGACUGGAAAGGAUGAUUCCCUUCACUCAAUCAGUACUCAUUUGGAUGGAAAGAAUUAUACGUAUUAGAGUUACGUUAUGCAGAAAUUCCUUUGUGGGAAGAAUAUGUGGGCCUAUGUCACUGGGACUAAAGCCAAAUCCUCAGUGCCUCAAACUAAGAAUUUUGAUAUGUUGCUUGAUGCUUAGGAGACUGAUAAUUCCAAGGUCAUUACUUGGAUUAAUAACUUUGUUACUCAGUCUAUUGGUAUGCAGUUGGCUAAAUAUGACACAACAAAAGAAGUUUGGAAUCACUUGGAGAUAUUGUAUACUCAGUCCAAUUUUACUAAACAAUAUCAGUUAUAAUAUGAUAUGCGUGCUCUUCAACAGAAUGACCAGAGCAUUCAAGAUUUCUAUGUCGCUAUGUCCGAUCUGUGGGACCAAUUGGCUCUUACUAAAGUUAAAAGAUUUUGAGUCUUACCUUGCUAUGAGGGAAGAACAAUGUUUGGUCCAGUUCUUGAGGGCCUUGCGUUCUGAUUUUGAAGGCCUUCGUGGAACCAUUCUUCAUCGCUCUCCUCUUCCCUCAAUGGAUUUUGUUGUCCAUGAGUUAAUUGUAGAAGAGACUCGUAUCAAGUCUCAUGUGGAUAAAGAUUUUAAAGCAACCUCUAUUCCUACUCCCGCUCCUGUUGUGCUUGCUAUUUCCUCUAACCAUUCUCGACAAACGUCAAGCGUUGCUUACGAUGAAUCUGCAUUCUGCAAACAGAAAAAUCAUUGGAAAGCUCAGUGUCCAUUGUUAGUCAACAAGGGUAAAUCUGGUCAACCUCUGUUAGGGCAGCAAAAUAGGUCUAGUCAACAUAAGUUUCAGCCGCCUUCCUCUGGUACUCCUCCAUGGACCCCUCGUCCUCCACAGUUUGUUGCUGCUGCUUUACCACUAAUUGACACGAAAUCCAUUGGACACAUGCCACCAUCUGCAUUGGAUCCCAAGGUUUUUUGAGAGCUUCAGACAGUAUUUGGCUUCUAAUCCCACUGCCAUGUCUGCAUCUAUGUCUCAUUCUGGUCCUUCUUCAUCUGUUACAUCAGGUAUUCCCUCAUCUUUUGUGGAUUUUAUAUUCUGGUGCAACCCAUCAUAUGACCCCUCAUUUGUCAUCAUUUACUUCUUUGUUGCAAGUGUCAUCUAUUUCUGUUAAGUCUACUAGUGACACAUCUAUGCUAGUUGAGGGUGUUGGGUCUGUCUCUAUUUCUCAUAUCACUCUUCCUGAUGUUUAUUACAUUCCCAAACUUACUUUGAAUCUUGCCUCAGUCAGUCAGUUAUGUAAGUCUGGUAACUGGGUGUUCUUUUCUGAUUCUGUCUGUGUUAUACAUGAUCAACACACCCAGAAGGUGAUUGGGAUCGGCCGUAGGGUGGGGGAACUAUAUGUCUUGGAGGUCCUCAAAGUAUAUGCUGCUGCUGCUUCCAGCAUUGAUUUAUCUUCUUUUCGUUUCAGUCCUUUGUCGUCUGAGUUUUAUCUUUGGCAUUCUCGUUUGGGACAUAUGUUUGUAUCACGUUUGAAUUUUUUUAGCAUCUAGUGGUGUUUUGGGUUAUUUAAACUCUUGUGAUAUUUCUGAUUGUAGUGUUUGCAAACUAGCAAAAUUCUCUGCUUUACCCUUCAAUAAAAGUAUGUCUUUUUCUACUGCUCCUUUUGACAUUAUUCAUUAUGAUGUAUGGGGUCUUGCACCCAUAUCCACAAAGGGUGGGUCGACCUAUUAUGUAUCUUUUAUAGAUGAUUAUACUCGAUAUACAUGGGUUUAUUUUAUGAAAUGCAGAUAUGAUUUCUUUGAUAUUUACAGCAAUUUUAGAGUUCUUGUUAAAACUCAACAUUCGGCUGUGAUUAAGUGCUUCAGGUGUGACUUACAGGUGAAUAUACCUCUAAUGAUUUCACUCGGUUACUUGCUUCUAAUGGUACCAUACACCAGUCUUCAUGUACUAACAUACCUCAGCAAAACGGUGUGGCAGAACGAAAACAUCGUCAUAUUGUUGAGACUACCCGCUCAUUGCUCUUGUCUGCGUAGGUCCCUAGUGCCUUUUGAGGAGAAGCAUUUCUAACUGCUGUGUAUGUGAUUAAUCGUAUCCCUACUUCAUUGAAUUCAGGAAUAUAUCCUUUGGAGAAGUUAUAUGGUCAUCUACCAGACUACUCUUCCUUACGAGUUUUUGGAUGUACUUUUUUUGUCUUCGUCUUCAUAUUGAAAGGAACAAGUCGGGGCCGAAAUUUGCUAUUUGUGUAUUUUUGGGGUAUGGUAUUGGUCAGAAAGGAUACCGUUUCUAUGGUCCUACGAUUCAGAAGUUAUAUGCUUCCCGACACGUUACUUUUUUUGAACAUAUUCCGUUCUACUCGAUUCCUGCUACAACCCACAAUGUAACAAAGUCCGAUCUUCUGCGUAUUGAUCCUUUUAAUGAAGAUAUAGAGGCUCAAGAUUCAUCUAUGCCACAUGAUCCCUCAGCUCAUGACACACCCACUUCUUCAGAGGGUGCCUUGACUCCACAUAUUCCUGAGCCUGAUCCUCCAAUUAUUGAAGUUGAGGAUCCACCUCCACCACCACCCCUCAGGAGAUCUUCUCGUCCUGUCAAGUCCACCAAGCUACCAGAUUUUUCUUACUCUACAUAUUCAGGACCGUUUGCUUCUUUUAUAGCAAGUAUCCAUCAUCUUUCUGAACCUGAAUCAUAUAGAGAAGCUGUUACAGAUCCUCUUCGGACUCAUACAUGGGAUUUGGUUUCUCUUCCUCCUGGGAAACAUACGAUAGGUUGUCGUUGAGUGUACAAGAUAAAAACGAAUGUUGAUGGUUCUGUUAAACGUUACAAGGCUAGACUUGUAGAAAAAGGGUAUUCCCAACAGUAUAGAUUUGACUAUGAGGAGAUAUUUUCCCCUGUUGCAAAGAUGAGACAGUUCGUACUAUGAUUGCAGUUGCAUCCAUCCGACAGUGGAAGAUAUUUCAAAUGGAUGUCAAGAAUGCCUUUUUGAAUGGUGACCUUCAUGAAGAGGUUUAUAUGACCCCUCCUCCAGGAAUUUAGCACCGACCGGGUGAGGUUUGUCGGCUUCGCAAAGCUUUGUAUGGGCUCAAGCAAGCCCCUCGUGCUUGGUUUGAUAAAUUCUCCACAGUGAUUACCUCUCUUGGAUUUGUCCAGAGUAAUCACAAUUCUGGUCUGUUUGUUAGAUGCUCGAGUGCAGGACGGAUUCUUCUGUCCUUAUAUGUGGAUGACAUGAUUAUUACAGGUGAUGACCAUGGUGGUAUUGAGUCUUUGAAGCAUGAUCUAGCUCGUCGAUUUGCUAUGAAGGAUUUGGUCUUGCUGUGUUAUUUCUUGGGUAUUGAGGUUGCUUAGUCUAAGAAAGGGUACCUUCUUUCCCAGACUAAAUAUAUAUCUGAAUUUUUUACACGGGCGGGCCUCUCUGACCAUCAGACUGUUUAUACUCCUUUUGAAACCAAUUCUCGAUAUUCUCCUACUGAUGGUGUUCCUUUGUCCAAUCCGCAUCUUUAUUGCACUAUGGUGGGAAGUUUGGUUUAUCUCACAAUUACUUGUCCAGAUAUUGCUCAGGAUGUUCAUAUUGUCAGUCAGUUUGUUACUGCUCCUACCUCUGUUCAUUGGGGAUCUGUUCUUCGCAUUCUGAGAUAUCCUCGUGGCACUCAGUUUCAGAAUCUCUUGUUUCCCUUGAUGUCUUCUCUUAAGUUACAUGCCUAUAGUCUCUCAUUUCAUGGAAGAUAAAGAAACAAGAUGUUGUCUCUAGAUCUUUCACGGAGGCUGAAUAUCGUGUUAUGGCUGUAACUACAUGUGAGAUUAUCUAGUUACAGUGGCUGCUUGCGGAUAUGGGAGUUUAUGUUUCUUCAUCUACUCCCUUGCAUUGUGAUAAUAAAAGUGCAAUACAAAUUGCGAAGAAUUUUGUUUUUCAUGAGUGGACGAAGAAAAUUAAGAUUGAUUGUCAUUUUACCCGUCAUCACCUGCAGCUUCGGACCAUUUCGCUUCCGUUUGUUUCAUCAACCUUGUAGAUUGCAGAUAUUUUUACGAAGGCUUUAUCGACUUCUUAGUUUUGGUUCUUAUGUGACAAAAUCUCAAUGCUAAUUGGAGCGGCAUUGUAAGUUUGAGGGGGGAUGUUAGUCUAUAUAUUAUUAGCCCGCUGUUUAUGGGCCCUUUUGUCUUUAGCCCAUUAGGGUUUCUGUCUAGCUAGUAUUUAUAUCUGUUUUAUUCUUUGUAGUCUUUAUGCUUUUCUUUGAGAACCCUUGUAAUUUCUCUUUAUCAUAAUCAUAUGACAAUGUUAUCAAAGGCUUAAUGGGUUAAGUCGCAAACUUAACCCAUUUGUUGAAAUGAGAGAAGACACAACAUGGCCUUUGGAUUCUGAGGAUGUGAACAUGGAUGUCAAUAGCUCUUGAUAGCUAAAAGAAUGUUGAGUCAUCUUUAUCUGUUGAAGUUUGUGAAGAGGUUAUUAUGAUGGCUCAAGGAUUUGAUACUAAUAUGUUGGUAUAUAUACACUACUAGAAAAAAGGCCUUUUACGACGCGCAAAAUACGACGCUCAUUGAUCUAUGUUACGCAAAGGAGAGUGACAUUAGAAAAAUGUCAUCUCUUCAAAAAAUUUAAGGAUAGAAGACACGCAUUAUUGCGCGCCCUUAAAUUAGUGUCUAAAAAAAACACGGAGGGCACCUAUAAUAAAAUGCGCGUCGUCUAAGGAUGUCGCUUUAUAAUUUUUAAUGGAACGCGCGUUCCAUCCUUUAACAGUAGGGGGAAAUGAAAUUAUGUAAAAAUUAAAAAUCCCGCCUUCCUUUUUUUUCUCCUUUCCCUCUUGCCUUGGACGCUCCUUCCUUCCCCCUCCCGACAUUGACUGCUGCUUACUUAGCUUCUUCCCUCACUUCUACCUACUGGAACCACCAUAUCUCCCACUCGAUGUUGAAAUUGUUAGAAAAAGCCCUAAUUAUACUCUCAAGUCUAAAUACAGAAAAAACAGAAGAUGGUGAAGAAGUAGCAGCAGAGGAAGUGGAGGAUGAACAGUCGAAAAUGGAAGGAAUGGCAUCAAUAGCGUUGUUACUAGAUGGGUCAAUCUCGGGUCAUUUUGUUCAGCUUCCCGAGUCCGUUUAUUACCAGAUGGGUCAAUCUCGUCUUUUUGUCUCGACUUCAUAUCUCUCUGUAAAGCAAGCGACGACUUCAUAUCAAAAGUGGAGGUGGCAGCCUAAAGACUGUAAUUUGCCAAAGUAAGCAUACCUGAAACGUGAAAUUGGCAAAUUGGAUUGCACAGAAACGCGAUUGGGAUUGGGAAUUUUGGUUUUGGAACGCCGAUUUGUGAAAUUGGGAUCAGCACAUCCUUUUGAAUCGGUUUGUCUUCCUUUACCUCUGUACUCUCACUCACUCUCUCUCUCUCUCUCUCUCUUUCUCUCUAAGCCCUAAGCUGCCACCAUCAAUAAUAAAAUAGUUCGAUCAAGUUUAGUUCAAUUCCUGAUCAUCGAUUUGAAAUUCUAUUUCUGAUAUGACCUUUUGUGCAAUUCUUUGACCUUUUAAUCUUAGGGUUUAUCUUCAUGAAAUCUAAUCUCUGUGAACGAACUAAUACACUUUAGGAUUAGGGUUUAGUAAUGGGAUUCCUUCGUUUUUGUUAGGGCGAUGUGAGUAAUGAACCAAGGAGAAACACACAACAAUGUAAUCAAGAAGAAGAUGUUCCAGUCUUGGUUGAUGCAAUACUUCCAUUAUCUGCAGCUGCCAUGGCUUUGCCACCUUUAUCUAUUCGAGGUGAUUUGGGAGUUGUUUCUACUGCUGGAGUUAGAUAUGCAUAUCCACUCCUAAAAUCAUUUGCAAAAAUGGGACCUCAAGGUGUUCUUGGUGCCACAAAGCUUUUACGCCCUUUUUCAGAAAUAGUUGAUUCAUUGGGACUCAAAGAUCCUUUCAUUAGAAAUUGGGUGGAUCUUUUGUCUUUCUUACUUGCUGAAGUGAAAUCUGAUGGUGUUCUUUCAGCAGAAAUGGUACAUAAUCAUAUCAUACAUUAAAAAGUUUCUUUUAAGGUAGUUUUACUUUUUGGUAUGAUGGAAUUGAGGAAGGAAUGGAAUGGGCUAUUCCAUUACCACAUGUCCUCAUCCAUUCCAUUCCAACCAAACAGAAUCCAUUCUAUUCCUUCAUAUUUUAUAGUUCUCUAAAUGUCUAAUCUUUUGCCUGUAUAUAUAUCCACAUAUUUGCAGAUUUAUAUGUUUGCAGAAUGGUAUAAGCCAGGUUGUAGUUUAGAAUACCCUGUUGGUGGAACUGGAGCACUUGUUGAGGCUCUUGUUCUCAGAUUUUCCUUCUGAUAAACUUCCAAAAAUGUCAGAACCUUCACAACUUAUGACAGAAAAUACACGUUCUCAUCUUUAUGUUGCACUCCCUGUUCUCAGUCAAGGAAAGAAAUGGGUCUUACUAUACAGUACAUGGAGGCAUGGCAUAUCUCUUUCAACCUUAUAUAGAAGAAGCAAUCUUUGCCCUGGGUUAAGUCUACUGGUUGUUGGAGAUCAUAAAGGUGCAGUGUUUGGUGGUUUAGUUGAGGCACCUUUGAAACCAUCAAUAAAGAAAAGAUACCAGCAUGGAUGAUGAUGAUGGUGAUGGAGAACCAGAAAGUGCAAGCCUUUGCAAUCCCUACGGGUCCAACUUGGGCGUUUUACCACCCUAUUGUACUGCAAAGUGACAUCACACCUAUUGUCAGGGUUCACAAAGCUGUAAUGGAAAUCUUAGGAUUCAGGGCAGAAAAUCAAGAUUCAGUCACCAAAAAUCUAUCUCUUGCGUUUCAGGGAGCCCAAAUGAUGAUCAAAUCCAGGGGCAUAUUCGUCUUGUUUCAAAGUAUGCAUUGAGGAGGAUCAGAUGAUAGUUUCAUUCACAUUAUCAAAAGACAAUAAGUAUCUUCUUGUUAAUCUCGUGAAUGAAGAGUUACAUCUUUGGAACAUCCAGGGGCAUAUUCGUCUUUGGAACACUUGAGCUUUUAUUUGGUGGAAUUGCUCGUAUCCUGCGUACUUUUUUUCCAUUAUUAAGAAGUUCAACCAAUUUUUGGUCAGGUAUGUCUUCAUUUAAAAGAUUAUAAUUUCUUCAAAAACAUGUGUGCUUUAAAAAGGAACAAUGGUGAAGUUGAAUAUUUGUUAUGUAGGAUGGGAGUCUUUGAUGUGUUCUGUGAAGAACAUCAUUGCAAAUGGUAGUAAAGAGGUUUCCCUUGCUGCAGUAGGGUGUUUGCAAAUGGGGCUAACAUGAAACAACAGUUUCAACUAAUAAAUUGAUUUGCACCAUAAUUUCUUUUUAACAAAACAUGUUUAUAAGUUAUAUAGCAAUCUGUUCACAACAGAAACCAUUUCAUUUUCAUAAAAAGCCUGCUCCACUUAGCAACCUCACUGUUUCAUUAGGAAUGAUAACAUUAGGAUUCCUAACAGUAACAGGUGGAUAUGUUUUGCUAUGAACUGAUUUGUAAGAUUCAUUGACCUGAAGACUAAGGGCCCUCAUUGUUGGAAGUAUUGGAGAGUUUUUAUCAGCUGCUUUGCUGCCUCCAGAGCCAUUAGCUGUCCAAAAUGUUGUGGAUUUUUCAAAGAUGAUUGGAGCAUUAGAUGUAAAUGAAAAUCUUACACAUCUUGUGUCAGGGAUCAUUUUCUUUUGCCUCAAGAGAACAAAGACCAAGCUAGUACAACAAAAUCAAUAUUUUCUGCAAAGGAUUACAAUGAUCAUAUGGCACUUGUGUGUGAAUAUGAAGGAUGGAAAGAAGCUGAAAGAGAAGGAUAUGCUUAUAAAUAUUGCUGGAGGAAUUUCCUUUAUGCUCAAACACUUCAAGCUAUACAUUCUUUAAGGAAUCGUUUAUCCAUAUUUUAAAAGAUGCUCAAUUACUUGAGACUAAAUCGAGGAUUAGCAACAGAUUAAGUCAUAAUCAAUCAUCGGUUAGCGCCAUUAUAUGCUCAGGCCUUUUUCCUGGCAUUGCAUCUGUAGUGCAUAGGGAGACAUCAAUGUCCUUCAAAACUAUAGAUGAUGUCCAAGUCUUACUCUAUGCAGUAAGUAUUAAAGAAAUAGCAAUGCACUUUCAUUCAUUUGUUUCAUAUUUUUUUCACAUUUCUCUAAUGAUAUUUUUCCUUGAGUCAUAGAAUGAUUGGCUCAUAUCUUGUUUUUUGAUAUUUAUACGCAAUUUUUUUCUUACGUCGGUGGUGGCGAAGUUCAAGAUUAAGGGAGACUUGUAAUCAUGUUUGGCUUUCCUUUCCAGUAAGAAACAGAGUUGUAUGAUUAUUUGUUAGUUUAAUAGGAAUGUAUAACACAUGUUAGCAAUGUAUUAUUUUUGUUUA
Messenger RNA from Lactuca sativa (garden lettuce), 8821 nucleotides. The record is from RefSeq and is a predicted model, not a curated record. NCBI's taxonomy places the organism in Eukaryota, Viridiplantae, Streptophyta, Magnoliopsida, Asterales, Asteraceae.